Carassius carassius (crucian carp) is the source of this 2099-nucleotide messenger RNA. Its product is annotated as ras-related protein Rab-38-like. The coding region runs from base 342 to 1001 and encodes 219 amino acids. Gene Ontology annotation, cellular component: trans-Golgi network; Golgi apparatus; vesicle. Lineage: Eukaryota; Metazoa; Chordata; Actinopteri; Cypriniformes; Cyprinidae. The record is from RefSeq and is a predicted model, not a curated record. The transcript is spliced from 3 exons. Gene Ontology annotation, biological process: vesicle-mediated transport. Gene Ontology annotation, molecular function: GTP binding; GTPase activity.
ACUAAACGCUGGACCUUCUGGAGUUCUUCCCUAGUCUUAAAGUUUUUGAACGGAUCAGCGGUAUACUGGAUAUUUGGCUCGAAAGACUCGACAGCGGAUCCGCACGUACACUACGAAAAGUUGUCGACAGGCGAAUAAAGUGUGAAACUUCUCACCUCUUGAAGAAACGCUUUUUUGACAGCUGUUAGGCGUGCGUCUUCAGUUCCAGCGAAAUAUUACGUUCUUUGAAAACCUAGACGUGGAGAGUACUUCGACCAACAACUUUAAUUUUACGUUAAUAAUAACAAUAAAAAAACUUUCUUUCUUUUGGACAAAAUUGUCAUGUAGUUUAGACCGCUGAAAUGCAGCAGGAGCGGCUUCUCAAAGUCCUAGUCAUUGGAGAUUUGGGUGUGGGGAAGACUUCCAUCAUAAAGCGAUAUGUGCAUCAGGUUUUUUCUCAACAUUACCGCGCGACAAUCGGUGUUGAUUUUGCUCUAAAAGUCCUGAAUUGGGAUCACCAGACAGUCAUUCGACUGCAGUUGUGGGACAUUGCAGGGCAAGAGAGGUAUGGCAACAUGACACGUGUGUACUACCGAGAGGCCGUAGGGGCACUGGUGGUUUUUGACCAGACCCGUGCCUCCACCUUCCAAGCAGUGUUGAAAUGGAAAAAAGAUCUUGAUUCUAAAGUUGCCCAUGGAAAUGGGCGUCCUCUACCAGCUGUCUUGCUGGCCAACAAGUGUGAUCAACAGAGAUAUGGUUUGUGUUCCCAACUGCCCAAACUCGAAAGUUUCUCUAGGGACCAUGGAUUUGUGGGGUGGUAUGAGACUUCUGCGAAGGACAACACGAACAUUGAUGCAGCCAUCAUGUGUCUUGUAGAAAAUAUAAUGGCCAUUGAGGAUGUUCCUGUGGAAUCGGACCCUGGUGUACUGAUCCUGCCUGCUUUUGAUUAUAAUCUAAAAGAGCGCAGUGACUCUAGAUGUUCUGUCUGCACAACAUUCCAGUCCAGCAAAAACCCACAGUGAAUUAUAGGGUGAGAUGAUGAAAAGAACACAGAACAGAGUGGGAAGGAAAAAUAUAAAGAGAAAAAGAGAGAAAACAGUCACACCCUUUUUUGGUUCUUCAGAUAGUGCUGAAGUAAGCCUUUGAGGGAAAGAAAAGACCAUGAAGCCUUAACACUUACAUGCACUAACAUUGACACAUACCAAAACAACAAUGUCAUCAAUAAAACAUGCAGCGUUUAGAGUUUUCUCUGAUAAAUACUUAACGCUAUAGACUCACAACUAAAUAAGGCUCUUGUGGUUAUACUGCAGCAGAAGAGCAGCGUGCGCACAUUUGCCUCAACUUUGUGUCUGUUAAAGACUUAAAGACUUUAAGUCUGCAUCCUCAAAAUGUGUGCAUGCAUUUGUGAUUACAUAGCAUAGGGGUGUGCUGUUUCUAACACAGUCUACAACAAGCUUGUACACUUAACGGUACUUGAGGUUCUAAAAACACAGUUAAGUAACUAGACCAUUGCUGCUCAUCAACCUGAGAUAAACUUGGGAAUUUAGGCAAGAUGCAGACCAUAUAUGGCAAGCCCAUGUAAACCGAGAGCAACUAGACAAAAUACUCUCUGUAGUGCUUUCUUUAGAGAUAUGAGUGCACAAAUCAUUAUGAUAGAUGAAAUUAUUAUUUAUGUUGUAUGAAAGGUUUAUAUCAGAGAUCACGGGUGAUGUAAGAUCUUCAAAUGAUAGUGAAUUAAAUUCAGAGUUAAGAAGCAUGCAAAAUGAAAUCCAUUAGUGUGAAUGAUCAGCAGUGGAUUCACACAGUCAAGUGUGUGUGUGUGUGUGUGUGUGUGUGCACAUAAGUACAUGAAAGCAUUAGCAUCAGACAAUUAAUUUCACUGAAACAUCUCGGCAAAAACUGAGGAGGCGCGUGACUAGUGUUUAAAUGUGUGACUGGAUGUUUGAGUGUUUUUUUAUGUCAUUACACACAUGCUUACUGUCUGCUCACAGCAGUUUGUUUACCAUGUAUAAGUUUUGUCUGACUUGCAGAGGUUUUUCUUCAGCUCCUAUCAUCAAUGCUUCAUUGCCUAUAAUGUAUGAUGCCCAUAGCUCUCUUACUAAAUAGAUUUUACUUUUUGA